Metopolophium dirhodum (rose-grain aphid) is the source of this 711-nucleotide messenger RNA. RefSeq names its product small nuclear ribonucleoprotein Sm D2-like. The coding region runs from base 164 to 541 and encodes 125 amino acids. The transcript has 3 exons. Gene Ontology annotation, cellular component: U1 snRNP; U4/U6 x U5 tri-snRNP complex; U5 snRNP. The record is from RefSeq and is a predicted model, not a curated record. Gene Ontology annotation, biological process: spliceosomal snRNP assembly; RNA splicing. NCBI's taxonomy places the organism in Eukaryota, Metazoa, Arthropoda, Insecta, Hemiptera, Aphididae. Gene Ontology annotation, molecular function: RNA binding.
AUUAUUCAGUUCAUAACACUGUCUAGUCUGCUUGUAGUCUGUUAUACUAAUUUACUUUUUUUUUUAAGUAGUAAGUUAGUUAAGACUGCCGGGCGCACCGUUGAACCGUUCAAAUUAUUGUAUUUAAUAUUAUUCAUUAUUAAUAAAACAUCAUAUUACAACAAUGGCUGCUGUAGCAAACAAACCAAAAUCUGAGAUGACUCCAGAAGAGUUAGCAAAACGUGAAGAAGAAGAAUUUACUACAGGCCCCAUGUCGGUAUUAACCCAAUCUGUACGUAAUAAUACUCAAGUAUUGAUAAACUGCCGCAACAAUAGAAAACUUUUGGCAAGAAUCAAAGCAUUUGACCGACAUUGUAACAUGGUAUUGGAAAAUGUACGGGAAAUGUGGACUGAGUUACCUAAAACCGGCAAAGGCAAAAAAAAAGCAAAAGCCGUUAGUCGAGACAAAUAUAUUUCCAAAAUGUUUCUGCGUGGUGAUUCAGUUAUUUUAGUUGUCAAGAACCCUAAAGAAGCUGUUCGACAACAACCGCCGGCCCCUUGAUAUUUAUUUCUCCUUUACACAAAUUAAAUUUAAGAUAUUUGCAUUCAAUGUAUACCCAUUACUUGAUUUGAUCUUUAUUUCUUAUGAUCUAACCUUAAUAUAUUCCAAAAUAUGGCUGAAUAUUUUUUAAUUAUAACAUUAAAAUUGUUUUCUAUAGUGAUUCAUUUUUA